UUGGUAAGCGUUGCCUAUUGCGCAUGCGCGUGUGGGGAAGGUGGGGCCGCCGCCUCGCUCGGUCUUGCCAUGGCGAUCCUUCGUAAUGCCCAACGAAUCAUGAAGUUCGUUACUAAUGGACCCUCUUUCGACAGUGUAAUGACGAAGGUGGAGGUGGUUGCUGCAUCUCAUGGUAAGUGUAGGUGUGAGGUGACGUUGGAUGAGUCCCACCUCAACCGCGGGGGGUCUCUUCACGGAGGUUUCACAGCCACUCUGGUGGACAGUGUGUCCACUGUGGCUGUCAUGUGUGCUGACAAACCUCCCGGAGUGAGUGUCGACAUGAACAUCACGUACCUGAGUCCAGCGAAGGAGGGAGACAUAAUAGAGAUCGACGCCGAGUGUCUCAAGGUCGGGAAGACGUUGGCCUUUGCCACAGUCGACAUCCGCAACAAGUCCAACGGAGACAGACUGGUAGCUCAGGGGAGGCACACAAAACAUAUUGCACAACAAUCAUGA
Messenger RNA from Geodia barretti, 495 nucleotides. Lineage: Eukaryota; Metazoa; Porifera; Demospongiae; Tetractinellida; Geodiidae. The record is from the annotation of a GenBank genome assembly.